AGUGUAGCGCGAGGGGGCGGAGUCUGGCUCAGGUGCGUCAGCACUUCCUGCUCGCGCAGGUAUCUCGGUAUCGGACACACCUGAAGCUCCGGAUCUGACUGCCGCAGUUUUACUCGGAAUCGACGACGCAUUUCCACCGAAACUGCUUUAAACGACGGUUUACGUCUGGCUAAUGAGGAAUUACACCGUUCUGGAGGAGACGAGCACUUGUAGAGCUGUUUCAGAUUGGUCUUCGAUCAUUUAUACAAGGAUUUUACUGGAGGUUUUGUUCAUUUGGAGAAUGACUCCGGCUCGGCUCUGGUUCUUCUGGACCGCGGUGGUUUUGCAUGUGGCUUCGUCAGAGGCUCAGGAUGAAGGGAAAUGCAUGGAUAAGUUCAGUCUUGGCAAAGAGGAUUUUGUGUUGGACGUAGAUGAAUCUGUGAAGGAAGGGGCCACGUUCCUGAGUUCUCCUCAAGUGUCUCGGCCUGAAGACUGUGUUCUGGCCUGCUGUAAUGAUCCAAACUGUAAUCUGGCUCUGAUUGAACAUGGAGAAAAUCCCAAAAGCAUCAGCUCGUGCUUCAUCUUCAACUGCCUGUACAAACAGAAGAAAGUCUGUCGCUUUGUGAGAAAGAAUGGCUUCAACAACUACGUUCUGAUAUCUGUUUUUAAAGAUUACCUUGAGCAAAAAAAUUCAGAUGUGGAGGACAAACAUCCAGUCGCAGUGACCGGGCAGGACAGAGUCGUUCAGCCCAAAGAAGAUGUGGUUCUGAACGGCAUUGAGAGCAAAGACGAUAAAAAGAUCGUAAAAUAUGAGUGGGAAAAGGUGUCUGGAGACCCAUCAGCAGUUAUGACGCUUGCAGAUGUGGAGGACAAACAUCCAGUCGCAGUGACCGGGCAGGACAGAGUCGUUCAGCCCAAAGAAGAUGUGGUUCUGAACGGCAUUGAGAGCAAAGACGAUAAAAAGAUCGUAAAAUAUGAGUGGGAAAAGGUGUCUGGAGACCCAUCAGCAGUUAUGACGGAAGGGCCGUUUGAGGAUUCAGUGACAGUCUCCAAUCUUUCUCCGGGGAUGUAUAAGUUCAGACUCACGGUCACAGAUGCCGCUGAUCAGACCGGAUCGGCCGAGGUGUCUAUUUUGGUCCUGACGCCAGAACAGUCACUCCAUCACUGUCUGGUGCCGAAGAAGGAGGGUCCGUGUCGAGGCUCUUUCCCACGCUGGCACUACAACGCCGUCACAGAGAAAUGUGAGCAGUUCAAGUUUGGAGGCUGCAAACCAAACCGCAACAACUACCUGGCGCUCAACGAAUGCCUGAACGCUUGCGACAAAGUUUCAGCUUCUGCUAAGCCACCGUCUGGAAGAUUAGGUCCGAUCCACGAUCAUCGUGAGCAGUGUGACGCGGCUUGUGGUCCAGAUCAUUUCUCAUGUUCAAGUAAAUGCUGCAUCGAGAAAGAGUUGGAGUGUGACGGGGAACCGCAGUGCAGCGACGGUUCGGACGAGGCUGAAUGCUCCAAACUGGACAGCAAGUUCCGUCGAUUGCUGGAUAUUCCUGUGGACAAAAGCAAAGGUGAUUGUUCAGCUGCCAUCGUGAUCGCCAUCAUCCUGGGCUUGGCCAUCGCCGUCCUGCUGGUGGUUAUCUUAUGUUGCCUCCUGAAGGGAAAGAAGAAGCACAGAAACAAACAUCAGCACGUGGCCGUUAACGGCGGUCACGUUCACAGCUACGAGGAUUCAGAGAAACUCGUCUACAACAGCACAACCAAACCCAUCUGAGCAUUAACUCCGUUUAACAGGACAUCUAUUCUUACUGCUGGAGCGUGACGUGAAAAAUUAAUUUGUAUAUGCAAUAAUUAUUUGAUUUCUUCACUUGUUUUGAGUAGACGGGAUGGAAACUGUGCAGAAAGUUCGUUUGAUUUGCUUGUUUUGAGUUUAAAACAACUUUUAUUACCAGCUGCUUUUUUUUUUUAACUUUUCUUAUUUCUGUUCUUUGCUUUAUAUAUUAGCUUGUUGGAUUUUGCUCAGGGGUGAAUGUGUUGCAAUAGCGUAUAAUAAAGCCAGUUUUAUGACCACAAAAAAUUAAAUCAAGAUUCUUGAGCCAUGUGCUUCAAUUUUGCAAUACAGCUGGGCGAAGACUGGAGUGUUUUUUGUUUUUAUUUGAAAUGCUGCCUCUCAUCAGUUAAUUUUAAAGCCAUGUAAACAUUGCAAUACUAUCUAGAAAUUAGUUUUAUAUUUUAGUUUGAGAUAUGAUAUAUUGAUUAAUGGCUCUUUGUCGUGUAAACUCUUGUUUUGUUACAUUACGUUAGCUACAUUAGGAGUUUUAUUUUCUUUCUUUUUUUAUUACUAUAUAUUGUUUCUGUUUAGUAAACUGAUGUUUUGGAUUCAGAAAUGACAUUUGUGGUGAAAAAUCCUACCCACACGCUGCAAAUUUGUACAUAGACUUUUUUUUUUUAAUAUGUAUCAAAAACUUGCCUGAUGUGUAAACUAUUAAUCAUAGACAGUCUCAAUAAAACGAAAGUGUACAGACUGUG
This is a messenger RNA of Sinocyclocheilus grahami, 2499 nucleotides long. Its product is annotated as kunitz-type protease inhibitor 1-like. Gene Ontology annotation, molecular function: serine-type endopeptidase inhibitor activity; protein binding. Gene Ontology annotation, biological process: extracellular matrix organization; epithelium development; epidermis development. Gene Ontology annotation, cellular component: plasma membrane. The record is from RefSeq and is a predicted model, not a curated record. The transcript is spliced from 10 exons. NCBI's taxonomy places the organism in Eukaryota, Metazoa, Chordata, Actinopteri, Cypriniformes, Cyprinidae. Bases 173 to 1744 code for a protein of 523 amino acids.